AUGACAUCGCGAGAAGAUAGUGUCCUGGCCGCCAGAGACCCAUCUCUCACAGACGAGAACGACUGGGAAGAGUUCAGUCUGUCAGAGGUCAGAGUCCUGGUGCCAGGCAAAUCCCGCUAUGCGAAUCUUCUCACAGCUUCUCCCGACAAUCCUGUCCAGGUGACGGGAUGUCUGGACGAGGUAGAAGAAGAGCAGGAGUCUCUAGUUCUCGAUCCGGACUACCUCACAAAACGAAUUGUUAUCGAAAAUGUGACGCAUUAUGCCUACGGUCAACAUAGUGACGGCGAGGUCGGCGUUUGGAUCGCUGGCCGUGCUGGCUGGUUCUCCAUAAACCCUGCGAGAGGAUACAAGCCCAUGUUCAAUGAUGUCGUCGAGGCCAUUGAUCUACUAUACUUCCUGGCAGACAGACAUCAGCCGAAGCGAAGGCGGCGGAAGAACUGGAACCCCACUGUUGAAUACUUGUGUGAGGAGUAUGUCAACCAUACGCACGGUAUUUGCGAAGAUGCCGAUGAUUCGGCGGAGGUCUUUUACAAACACCGCGGCUUUCUGCUUUCUCGGAUGCUGAAGGGAGAAGAGAAGGUGGAAUGGACCAAAACACAUUUGUUCGAGCAUCUGUGCGAAAAGUUCCCGGAGGACUUUGAAGAAAUCAAGGCCAUGCAUGAGUCAAAACAAGGUGCAGAUGCGAUGGACGAGGACGAGAAUGAGGAUGAAGAUGAAAAAAAGGACGAGGAUGUCAAUGGUGAUCCAGAAGAACCAAUCCACGUGCAUGACCCGACUAUAGCCUCAAAAACUCAGGCAGAUGCGAUUUACCAAGUGAUUCUGGAUUUGAAAGAGGCAGGACACCUGGCAAAGCGUCAAUUGAAUCUCGAGCUUCUUGCUUCCACUCUUGUCAGCCGUUUCGAGAUUGAAAAUGCGGAAUAUGCACAGGACCUCAUUUCCUCAAGGGCAAGCAUCAUCAUUGAGUUGAUGGAUGAAGCCAAAACCCCUAACUUCGACUGGUCCCGGAAGGUAAUAUAUCGCGAGCUGAAGGCCGCGUCGGAGAGGAAUGAGUUGAAGCACAUAACUCUCACUCCACUGCGUCCCCGCUCCUCCGAAGAGGAACAGUCUUCUGAGGAAGAGAGCGAACUCGAGGAGAAUCGGCGGCUACGAAGACGCCAGGUUCGUAAAUCUGUGCUGCGGCCGAAACUCAGCUCGUUUUCGACAAAGCAAAUCGGCAAACGCACUCGAAGCGCCGCGAUCGACCCUGACGAUAUGUCUGAUGAUAAUCGAGAGGGAGUGGAUGAAUUCGAAACACCAAGCAAAGUCCGUGGACAUGAGCUGGUGCGAGAUCCACUGUCGACUAGAGCGAAACGCAGGACACGCUCGAUUCUAUCCGAGUCAGCCUCAACGCCUCUCCAAAAGGCACCGUUACAGGAGACCCUCCAAAGCCGGAACACUUCUGUUUCUGCACCCGAUCAGGACUCAUCUAUAGUAGAUGUGCUUCAUGGGGAUGAUGCGCCCUCUGAUACAUGGGUCUGUCAGGUGCGAGGCUGUGACAAGGUAAUCAAUAAGCGCAAUUCGAAAAGGGGCAAAGAGAUGAUUCAAGAUCACUCCUUAGCACAUGCCGACGACACAAAGGCUAAACUGGACCUCGUUUUUGCGGAACAACGACUCAAUAUCAAUCUACGUGUCGAUAACCUUCUUGACCGCAUUCGAGAGAUGGGGAGUUUUGAUGCGGGGCUUGCCCUCAUGGAAAAUGGGAUCAAUGGAACUAAUGAGACUCCCGUGGGAUAA
Aspergillus clavatus NRRL 1 is the source of this 1773-nucleotide messenger RNA. RefSeq lists its product as uncharacterized. The transcript has 4 exons. The record is from RefSeq and is a predicted model, not a curated record. Lineage: Eukaryota; Fungi; Ascomycota; Eurotiomycetes; Eurotiales; Aspergillaceae. Bases 1 to 1773 code for a protein of 590 amino acids.